This is a messenger RNA of Scheffersomyces coipomensis, 1841 nucleotides long. Its product is annotated as trans-hexaprenyltranstransferase. Gene Ontology annotation, cellular component: transferase complex. The record is from RefSeq and is a predicted model, not a curated record. The transcript has a single exon. The coding region runs from base 235 to 1707 and encodes 490 amino acids. Gene Ontology annotation, biological process: isoprenoid biosynthetic process; ubiquinone biosynthetic process. NCBI's taxonomy places the organism in Eukaryota, Fungi, Ascomycota, Pichiomycetes, Serinales, Debaryomycetaceae. Gene Ontology annotation, molecular function: prenyltransferase activity.
CAUACCGCGACGGACUGUAUAUAAUCACACACUCAGACUUCUUUUUUUUUUUUCGUUUACCACAUUGACCGAAAAAAAUUGAAAUUGACCUUAUUGGCAGCAAUCUUAUAACGUAUAACGUAUAAUUGAAGAUCAUAUACUAUACUUAGAUCAAACUAGAUUGUCAAUUGUUCACUUGUUCGUUUGUGUUUUUGUUGGUUUUGUAAACUUCACUUAUUUAUUCAGUCAUUCGUUAUGUUAAGAAGUGGGAUAAGGAACAAUCGAGAGUUAGUGGUAAGACUAUACCGUUUAAAUUCAACUACAACCAGCAUAAAGACAUCUAGUACUUCCAAUGUCAAUACUUUUAAGACUGCAGUGGAAACUGCAGAGAAAUUAGUGCAACCUCCUGCUGCUUCUAAAAUAUUUCAUGAUCCAUUCUCCAUUGUAAGUCAUGAAAUGUCAAAUUUAGCCAAAUCAAUUGCUAAUUUAAUUGGAUCAGGUCAUCCUACUUUAAAUCGAGUUAGUUCAUAUUAUUUCGAAGCAGAGGGGAAGAAUGUGAGACCAUUGAUUGUAUUAUUAUUAUCGAAAGCAUUAUCGAAAAUCCCUCUCGAACAACGAAAUCGAAUUAAAAUUGAUACAUUUGACGUUACAGAUCAACCUCAUUAUAAAGGUACUCCAACCAAAACAUCCAUAGCAGGUAGAGGUGUUGAUGAUUCUAUAUCACCCUUGGCUAUUUUACAUGGUAUAAAUCCAAAAGUCAUUUUAGAUCCGUUAUCUAAACCAAUGGAUAAAUUACCUAAAUUCGAUGCUGUGAAUGGAAUAUUACCCAAACAAAGAAGAUUAGCAGAAAUUGUGGAAAUGAUUCAUACCGCCAGUCUUUUACAUGAUGAUGUCAUUGAUUUAAGUGAUUCAAGAAGAGGAAGACCAAGUGGGAAUAUUGCCUUCACUAAUAAAAUGGCCGUUUUAGCAGGUGAUUUCCUUUUAGGUAGAGCAUCUGUUGCUAUUGCUCGAUUAAGAAAUCCCGAAGUUAUUGAAUUAUUAUCAACUACUAUCGCUAAUUUAGUAGAAGGAGAAUUCAUGCAAUUGAAAAAUACAGUGUUAAAGAAUGAUGAUACUAAUGUGAUUGAUAAUGAUGGUGAAGAUAAAUUAAUUCCUCAAGAAACAGGUAAAGUCCCCACUAAACAACAUGAAUAUUCGAUUCAAUGUCAAGAUAUAGUGGAUCAUAAUACGAAUGUUGAUGCGGCAUUUGAAUAUUAUUUACAUAAAACAUAUUUAAAAACGGCCUCAUUAAUGUCAAAAUCUUCAAGAGCAGCUGCAGUAUUAAGUGGAUCUCAAGAUGAAAUCAUUGAAAAAUGUUAUGAAUUCGGACGUAAUUUAGGAUUAUGUUUUCAAAUUGUCGAUGAUCUUUUAGAUUAUACUUCUAGUGAUGCCAGUAUUGGGAAACCAAGUCAAGCUGAUUUAAAAUUAGGAUUAGCUACGGCACCAAUAUUAUUCGCUUGGAAACAGGAUCCAUCAUUAGGUGAACUUAUCGGAAGAAAAUUCAAUCAAGAAGGUGAUGUGGAAAUAGCUCGUAAAGCAGUGGAAAAAUAUAAUGGAUUAGACCAAACUAAACUUAUGGCUCAAGAGUAUUGUUAUAAAGCAUUAGAGAAUUUAAGAGUUUUACCUGAAUCUGAUGCUCGCAGUGCAUUAGAAUUCUUAACUAAUUCAAUCUUAACCAGAACCAAGUAAGUCAUUCAUCAUCAUCAUCAUCAUCAUCAUUAUUAUUAUUAUUAACCCCACCCCCUUAGCAUUUAUUUAUAGAUAUUUAGAAAAGUUAGGCUCUUGUAUAUACAUUUUUAUUUUUACCAACCCUUACCUAUAAA